GGCAGAGAGAAGAUAAGGGUAGGUAAUUUGAUAGGUAUGCGAGGGUCGGGCCCCUUCUCCUCAUUGCUCUACUAUGUAUCUGCUUGGCUAAAAAUGGGCAAGCGCCCCGUCCCGGCUAGACGCCGCCCGAUUCGAUCGCGCGAUCGAAAUUUUCC
Amoebophrya sp. A120 is the source of this 155-nucleotide messenger RNA. Lineage: Eukaryota; Dinophyceae; Syndiniales; Amoebophryaceae. The record is from the annotation of a GenBank genome assembly.